Messenger RNA from Paralichthys olivaceus (Japanese flounder), 3511 nucleotides. The record is from RefSeq and is a predicted model, not a curated record. NCBI's taxonomy places the organism in Eukaryota, Metazoa, Chordata, Actinopteri, Pleuronectiformes, Paralichthyidae.
AUGGGAACCUGCACUGAUAUGAAGGAACAGAUGACAUUGCUGAACAGGCAGCUUCAGGAGACAACACUCCGUAACAAUCAACGAGAUGAAGAAGCCUUUGUGUUGAGAAGGGACAUCAGGCUGCUGAAAAUGCAACUUGCUUCAUGCAGUUCAACAGCCUCAGCUGUUACUGGCUUUCUAAAAGUCCUUGCACUAACCAGGGAGGUAACAACACUUCAGAGGAGGAUCAAACUGGCUACUAAUUCUACUGAAACUGAAACCAGAGUGCUACACAAUGAGAUGCAAGCAAAGAUGAACGAUCUGUUAGCUAAGAAGCAGCAAAUGGACAAACAACACUCAAACUCAUCACUCACUCUACAGAAACAACUGAACGCGAAGCUCAGGGAGCUGCGACUACAAGGAGAUGUCAGCUCAGCCAUGCUGGAGGUGAUUUCUGUGCACAGUAAGAUUGCAGUGGCACAGAGACUCAUCAGUGCCCACAUUGACAAAUCCAGAACUAAUUAUAUUGAUUACCAGAUGCAAAUGAAACAAAAGAGUGAGCUCCUGACAAAGAAGAUUUUACAAUUGAAUCGUGAGGAGAAAAACAAAGAACUAACAAAGGAAAUUUUGAUUCUGCAGAGAGAAUUGGAGGACCAGACAACAUCCACAAGCCAAGCUGCCACUCUUCUGCCUCUGCUUCAAGCCAAAGAAAGGGAAUAUGCCAAAGCUCAGGCUGACAUAAAGGAACUGCAGAGGCUGUUGCAAGAGAAGAGAAAAGAAUGCUCUGGAUAUGAGGAGAGACACUCAUACUUAAAGACUGAACUUGAACAGAAGAUUGCAGAACUAAAUAGAACUGGAGACUCCAAAGCAUCACUCAUUUUGAAUAUAAUAAACCUGCAUGAUGAGCUGAAAACUCUGAAGGAUUUGAUCUCUACGACAAAAGACCCAGACAGGAUCUCAGAUCUGCAGAGGCAGCUGGAGGCGAAGGGAGACGAACUAAAUUACAAGACUGAAGACAUGGAGAGAUUGGUUGUCAACUACAACACAAUUUUAUCAAUCAUUGAGCUGCAGCAGGAAAUCUGGCACCUGCAGAAAAAGGCGACCAAUGGAACUACAAGCAACCGUGAAAGAGAGUUGCAAACCAGAGUGGAUGACCUCAUCAGUGAAAUAAACCAAGGCGACGAAAACAUAAAACUGAUGUUGAAAAUCAUGACGCUGCAGAGUCAGGUGGAGCAGCUGCAGAAACAGAUUUUAGACCUCAACGUGGUAAAAACCUCCAAGAUACCCCAGCUUGAAAAUGAUCUUUCUACCAAAGAGGAGGAGCUGCAGAAAUACAUUGAUGAGCUGAGGAAGACGAAUCAGUCAAACUCCCAAUUGAUUCUGACCAUCACUGAUCUGAACAACCGGCUCAGAAAACUACAAGAAGAAAAUCAAAGCAAGGGCCAAUCAGCUUCUGUAACAGUUACUAAGCUAAAGGAGCAACUGAAGAUAAAAGAAGAGGAGCACCUUAGGGAUCAGGUUAAGAUCAGAGCUCUGCAGAAUGAACUGAACCAGACGGCGGCACAGUGUUCCAGCUUUGGGCAGAAAAUUAAAGAUCUGCAGAUUGAUCUGGAUGAGAAGAUGAAGAAACUGCAGUCUGAAUCUGACAGUGUCACUUCACUUGCUCUUCAAGUUUCUACAUUAACCCUGCAGCAGGAGGAGUUAAAUAGACAACUACAAAACACUGAUUCUAAAGACAAGAUCCAAGAGCUUCAAAAACAAUUAGAAGAAAAGAAUAACGAGCUGGCCAAAAAAACAGAGGAGCUGAAAGCAAGAAGCGCUCAACCCCAAAGAUUUCUACAUAUUAUCUCAAUCCAAACAGAGAUAGAAAGGUUAGUGAACGUGGCAGCAAACAACACAGAUUACAGUAAAAUCAGAGCAAUCCAGGACCAUUUGAAUGAUCUGAUCGAAGGAAUUGAAGAUGAAAACGGUGAAAAUACCAAACUGGUUUUUAAGAUUUUGACUCUUCAAGAAGAAAUAGCACGACUGAAGAAGCAAGAAGAGAGUCAGUCAGAAGCUCAGUUAAAGAAAAUUAAAGAUCUGGAGAGCGAACUGGAGGACCUCAGAAAUCAGAUAACAUGGAAGACGCUGUUGCUGGUCUCCAGUGAUUUGAAUUUUUCUAAUCUGUCGGCUCAAAUUAUGGAACUUCACCAGAAAAUCAAACCACUGGAAGAUGAAAUAUCAAACCUCAAAGACGAACAUGCUGAGAACCUUGCAGAGCUUGAGGCGAGACAGAGUUUGACAAAGAGGCAACUGCAGGACAGCGAACUUCGACUCAAGGAUGCAGACACAAAGAAUUUUCAACUGAUGAUGGACAUCAUUGAUCUGAGGGAACAGCUGACAAAGGCUCAGAAAAAGGCAUCAAAAGCUGCUGGAAAAAUUAUGAAUGAAUUGGAACAACAACUUCAAACACACCAAAAAGAGAAUAGAAAACUGGAAAAUUCAAACAGAGACUUAAAACAAGAGGUUAAAGAACUGAAGAUGUGCUGCAACAAUCAGAACACCCUCUGUGAAGAUUUACAGAGACAACUGCAGCUGAGCCAGGAGGAUGUGAAUCUUCUGGAGCAACAGCUGCAAAACAGGGAUAGCCGCCUCAAACAGCUGCGGCACGAGUCAGAGGAACAGACGAGGCAGUCUAACAGACUGCAGCAUGAAUAUCAGAAACUGCAAAACGAGAAGAACAAACUUGAGGAGACGUUACAAGGUCUUCAAAACCAAUCCAUUGAUGUGGAAGAUAAGAAGAUCUAUACCAGGAGGAUUACUUUGGAUCCGAACACAGCAAACCCAAGAAUAGUUCUGUCUGCAGAUAAUACUGAGAUGUCCACUGUUGAAGAAAUACAAAACGUCCCUGACCACCCAGGCCGCUUUGAUGUGGUACUUGCCACCCUGGGCAAGACUGGGUUCUCAAGUAAAAGAAAUUACUGGGAGGUGUCUGUCACUGAGAAUUCUUGUUACCACCUCGGGAUGGCCAGUGAAUCUGCUCCAAGGAGAGGGUCAGUUAAAUUCAGUCCAUCAAACGGCUUCUGGACUAUAGUUAGGAACAAACAAGGCCAGUACAGGGCUAUUGAUAAAAGACCUGUUAUACUUCCAGUGCAGUCGCAGCCUCUUACACUGGGUAUUCUGCUGGACUAUAAUAAGGGACAGAUCUCUUUUUACGAUGCUAAUGCCAGGUCUCAUAUAUACUCAUUUCAAAGGCAAAGGUUUACUGACAAAGUCCAUCCAUUCAUCAAUUUUUGUGUCGAGGACACUGAGAGACGUGCUCCCAUUGUUUUAAUUACUCCUGGAUCAACUGACUGGAUUCAAUAGGUGGUGAUUGAAGUUUUAUCCAUGUACAGUAUCACAUUGAUAAUUACCUUGGUAGGUAAAAAAAGAAUCCCUGUGAUUGCAGAAUAGUUUACAUACUUCUGUUAUUAAUGCUGUUGAAUAUUUCAGACAAUAAAACAAAACAAAUAUACAACAAUGCAAUUUAUUUAAUCUUAUGUGUGUAAAAAAA